AUGCAAUUAUUAAUUGAUGAAGCUAUUACAUUAGCUUUUGUUAUAUGCAGUAUUCCUUUUUGUAUUAUUAACAAGCCUUUUUUUAUAAAUGCUUUAAAGCUUCUAAAUCCUGAUUAUAGUAUUCCAUCACAUGAGGUUCUUUCAGAAUACUUAUUAGAUUUAGAAGUUGCAAAAGUUAUUCACAAAGUUGAUAAAAUUUUAGAAUAUACAAGCAAUCUUACUAUUGAAUAUCUCUAUAAACUUGGAAAUUAUUCUGAUCAAUCUUAUAUGGCAAAAUUUCUGGUCAGCCAAAUUGAAUUAAUUAUAAAUUGUAUUGGUAAAGAUAAAAUUUCAGCAAUAAUUAGUAACAAUGGAGCUAAUGUAGUAUCUGCAUGUGAACAACUUUGCCACACUCAAACUGCAGAUAUAAUUCCUAAAAUAAUAUCAAGCAUUGCUGAAACUGUUUUUAAAGAAUUUGAAAAAGAAACAUUAAUUGAUAAUAAUAAUAUCAAAAUGCUUAAUUCUGCUGAAGACCUUUAUCCAAAUGAACAAGAUUUAGAUUUAAGUAUUUUAACUUCUAUUGAUUUUAAAUCUUUAGUUUUUAC
Messenger RNA from Racocetra persica, 584 nucleotides. The record is from the annotation of a GenBank genome assembly. NCBI's taxonomy places the organism in Eukaryota, Fungi, Glomeromycota, Glomeromycetes, Diversisporales, Gigasporaceae.